GGUCCCUACAUGCCACGUGUCCCCUGCCACGGUGAGCCCAGUCUGCGCUGCAGCUGCUGCUAGGCUAACGGGCUUCGAGCUGCGUCGUCUGUCCGCCCUGACCUAAGGCCUCCCCCGCACGUGGUUUCUGCUACAGAACCUGAGACCAUGGCCAAAACAGCACAGGGCACGAUGUACCGAGGCUCCAUCCAUGACUUCCCAGACUUUGAUCCAAAUCAGGAUGCUGAGGCUUUGUAUACAGCCAUGAAAGGCUUCGGCAGUGACAAGGAGUCCAUACUGGAGCUGAUCACCUCCCGCAGCAACAAGCAGAGGCAGGAGAUCUGCCAGAGUUACAAGUCCCUCUAUGGCAAGGACCUCAUCGCAGACUUGAAGUAUGAGUUGACAGGGAAGUUUGAGCGGCUGAUCGUGAACCUCAUGAGGCCGCUUGCCUAUUGUGAUGCCAAAGAAAUCAAAGACGCCAUCUCGGGCGUCGGCACAGAUGAGAAGUGCCUCAUUGAGAUUUUGGCUUCCCGGACCAAUGAGCAGAUGCACCAGCUAGUGGCCGCAUACAAAGAUGCCUAUGAGCGAGAUCUGGAGUCUGACAUCAUUGGAGACACUUCCGGCCACUUCCAGAAGAUGCUGGUAGUACUGCUCCAGGGAACCCGGGAGAAUGACGAUGUUGUGAGUGAGGACUUGGUCCAGCAGGAUGUCCAGGACCUGUACGAGGCGGGGGAACUGAAAUGGGGAACAGAUGAGGCCCAGUUCAUCUAUAUCUUGGGAAACCGUAGCAAACAGCACCUCCGAUUGGUGUUUGAUGAGUAUCUGAAGACCACGGGGAAGCCCAUCGAAGCCAGUAUCCGAGGGGAGCUGUCUGGAGACUUUGAGAAGCUGAUGUUGGCUGUGGUGAAGUGCAUCCGCAGUACCCCAGAAUACUUUGCUGAAAGGCUGUUCAAGGCCAUGAAGGGCCUGGGGACUCGAGACAACACCCUGAUCCGCAUCAUGGUCUCCAGGAGCGAGCUGGACAUGCUUGACAUUCGUGAGAUCUUCCGAACCAAGUAUGAGAAGUCACUGUACAGCAUGAUCAAGAAUGAUACCUCGGGCGAAUACAAGAAGGCUCUGUUGAAGCUCUGUGGAGGAGACGAUGAUGCGGCUGGCCAGUUCUUCCCGGAGGCAGCACAGGUGGCCUAUCAGAUGUGGGAACUUAGUGCAGUGUCCCGAGUCGAGCUGAGGGGUACUGUGUAUGCAGCCAAUGACUUCAACCCUGAUGCUGAUGCCAAGGCCCUGCGGAAAGCCAUGAAGGGAAUUGGAACUGAUGAAGCCACCAUCAUCGACAUCAUCACACACCGCAGCAAUGCCCAGCGGCAGCAGAUCCGACAGACCUUCAAAUCUCACUUUGGCCGGGAUUUAAUGGCUGACCUGAAGUCUGAGAUCUCGGGAGACCUGGCAAGGCUGAUCCUGGGUCUCAUGAUGCCCCCAGCCCAUUAUGAUGCUAAGCAGCUGAAGAAAGCUAUGGAGGGAGCUGGCACAGAUGAAAAGACUCUUAUUGAAAUCCUGGCUACUCGGACCAAUGCUGAAAUCCGGGCCAUCAACGAGGCCUACAAGGAGGAUUAUCACAAGUCCCUGGAGGAUGCCCUGAGCUCAGACACAUCUGGCCACUUCAGGAGGAUCCUCAUUUCUCUGGCCACGGGAAAUCGCGAGGAAGGAGGAGAAAACCGAGACCAAGCCCGGGAAGAUGCUCAGGUUGCUGCUGAGAUCUUGGAAAUAGCAGACACUCCCAGCGGAGACAAAACGUCCUUGGAGACUCGCUUCAUGACGGUCCUGUGCACCCGUAGCUAUCCCCACCUCCGCAGAGUCUUCCAGGAGUUCAUCAAGAUGACCAACUAUGACAUAGAGCACGUCAUCAAGAAGGAGAUGUCUGGGGAUGUCAAGGACGCAUUUGUGGCCAUCGUCCAGAGUGUCAAGAACAAGCCUCUCUUCUUUGCUGACAAACUGUACAAGUCCAUGAAGGGUGCCGGCACGGAUGAGAAGACCCUCACCAGGGUGAUGGUUUCCCGGAGUGAGAUAGAUCUGUUAAACAUUCGGAGGGAAUUCAUUGAGAAAUAUGACAAGUCUCUACACCAGGCCAUUGAGGGUGACACCUCUGGAGACUUCCUGAAGGCUUUACUUGCUCUCUGUGGUGGGGAGGACUAGAGCUACCGGUCUUAGCGGCCCCUCUGCCAAGUAGCGGCACCAGCCACCGUGACCUGACCAAGCCAUCGUUCCAGCUGCAGAGACUAAGGAAGGAGGGGUGAGGGGUGGAGCUGGACUACCAUUCAGCUGGGGCUCUCUCUAGCCAUGGAGGGUCCCUGGUGGUCCCUUCUGUUAUCCCUCCUGCUCGUGGCUGGAGAAUCACAGCCCUAUAUCACGCUCACCCCUGUUCCCCUCUAUCUCCUCUCAGCCCUCCCUAGCUUCUGUCCCUUGACAUAAUCCCUGCCCUGAUUCAAGCUUUGUCACAUCUCAAAACAUACCAAGCCUCUGUCUAUAAAA
This is a messenger RNA of Alexandromys fortis (reed vole), 2505 nucleotides long. It is a transcript of the gene Anxa6, whose product is annotated as annexin A6. The record is from RefSeq and is a predicted model, not a curated record. Gene Ontology annotation, cellular component: cytoplasm; focal adhesion. NCBI's taxonomy places the organism in Eukaryota, Metazoa, Chordata, Mammalia, Rodentia, Cricetidae. Bases 148 to 2169 code for a protein of 673 amino acids. Gene Ontology annotation, molecular function: ligand-gated monoatomic ion channel activity; cholesterol binding; calcium ion binding. The transcript has 26 exons. Gene Ontology annotation, biological process: apoptotic signaling pathway; neural crest cell migration; plasma membrane repair.